GCUAGGAACAGAAGUAAUUUCUUGGAUUAAGAGAGGAGCGAACACUUUCAAGCCAUCAAAGCCAAGCAAACAAGAGAAAAAUGGUGUCUACGUGCCGACAAACCCUGGGCAUUUCUCUAGGCAUGAUUGGUUUCAUCGGAGCUAUUGUGAUUUGUGUCCUUCCUAUGUGGAAGGUGACCGCAUUCAUUGGUUAUAAUAUUGUGACUGCACAGGUUUUCUGGGAAGGCUUGUGGAUGAACUGUGUGGUACAAAGCACAGGACAAAUGCAGUGCAAAAUCUACGACUCCCUCUUGGCCUUACCUCAGGACUUGCAGGCUGCUCGGGCACUUGUGAUCAUCGCCAUCAUUGUGUGCGUCUUUGGGAUCAUCCUGGGAAUUGCCGGUGGAAAAUGUACCAGCUUUGUUGAGGGUGAAAGCACAAAGGUGAAGGUGGCUAUUGCUAGUGGUGUAAUCUUCAUCAUCGCUGGAGUGCUGGUUCUGGUCCCCGUCUGUUGGUCAGCUAACACCAUCAUCAGGGAUUUCUACAACCCCUCGGUCACAGAUGCCCAAAGAAGGGAGAUGGGACCUUCUCUCUAUAUUGGAUUUGGUGCAGCUGCACUGCUGAUCCUGGGAGGAGGUAUACUGUGCAGCUCCUGCCCACCUAAGGAGGAGGACAACUACGGUGUCAAGUACUCUCAGCCACGGUCCGUUGCCACCAGCAAAGCCUACGUCUGAAAGAGAUCAAGCACACUAAGACUCUUUUUCUCCUCGUAAAACCUCUUUAUCCCCACCUAUGGACUUUUUUUUCCCAAGGAGAAACAGUAGAAGGACAGUGUCUGAUAUGACAUAUAGUUAGCAUACUGAGGUUUAGUGAUGUGGUUAUACAGAUCACGGAAAGAGAAAAUUGUGAAUGUAUAAUGUGAUGAGAGGAAUCCAACUCAGGGAAGCAACAGAGAUCUGUUUUUCAUUAACAAGCCAUUCUUGCAAUUUAUGUUUUAAUAUGACAAUAGUCAUACUUUUACUAAUCAGAAAAUAAAAAAUAUAUAACUGUUAAACACAAUUUCUAUGGUUUUAUUAAAAAAGUUUUAUUUUAGGGGGUUACAUACAGUAUUUUUUGCACAAUGAUCAUUAAAUAUGUCUUACUGUUUUGUUAUUAAAAUAAACAGUUCGGUAAAACAACUUAUUGCAUUAAACAUUUCAUAAUAAUAGUUUGACAAUACUGAAUAUUCUAACAUCAAAGAAAACUUCAGAUCAUGCUUGCUUCUGUCAUGGUAACUAAACUGCUGAAAAACUCAACAGAUGUUGGCAAAGAUCUCCUGUAAAACAGUUUGUGCAAUUUUGUUUUUUCGUUAAAAAAAUAUUUACUGUAAGAAAUAAUAAACAACUAUUAGGUAUGUUCA
Messenger RNA from Pimephales promelas (fathead minnow), 1378 nucleotides. RefSeq names its product claudin-4. NCBI's taxonomy places the organism in Eukaryota, Metazoa, Chordata, Actinopteri, Cypriniformes, Leuciscidae. Gene Ontology annotation, cellular component: bicellular tight junction; membrane. Gene Ontology annotation, molecular function: structural molecule activity. The record is from RefSeq and is a predicted model, not a curated record.